Molecule: messenger RNA, 1468 nt
Organism: Elgaria multicarinata webbii
Lineage: Eukaryota; Metazoa; Chordata; Lepidosauria; Squamata; Anguidae
Product: AT-rich interactive domain-containing protein 1B-like
Exons: 2
Coding region: 509-1468 (319 amino acids)
Source: RefSeq, a predicted model, not a curated record
GAAGACGGAAGGGAACUCCAGUCCGCGUUUUCCAUGUGCGCCGGAGUAAUCAGAGAGAAGUGGAUAAUAGUUGUUAGAGCUCUCGCUUUCUCUCUCCUUCUCUCUCUCAUGCCAUGCUGGGCCAGAUAGGCUCAGCCAGACGUGUAUUUACCCAUAUCCGGGUUAGAGAGGAAAAGAAAAAAAGUUUCAUUUAAACCUGAACAAAAAAACUUUCAACAUGAAAUCACACAGCAGGAACAGGCACAGACCGUAAGGCAUUCUUACAAUUUCUAAUCUCCAUCAAGGACUUGGGGAGGGGAGUUUCGGUCUUUUUUUUAAUCGUGUUGUGAGUGCGCGCGCGCGUAUGGAAUGAUCAGCAGGCUUUUUGUUUAACUAAAUUCAUCUAGUUUCCUCAUUGUGAGGCUUUUUGGAUUUUUGCUCCUUUCUUCUUCCCCAACCCCUUGUUUUGCCCAUUUUUCUAGGCUGGGGGGGGAGUUAGUUGAUUUCUCCCCCCUCUUGCAAUGUUGCAAUGAUCAUGGCCGCGCAAGUAGCAGCGGCUCCGGCGGGUACGAACAAGAACAAGGGCAAAACCCCGAGUUUGCCGGGCAACUUAAGCCAGGAUCUCAACUCUGGGGGUCCUGUGGCAGGCACUGUAGGAGUCGCUGGAUCGGGCUCUCUCUUGGGGGUCGUAGAUGGGACUAAUAACACCAGCUUGAAUAAUGUAGAUCACCUUCCCCUCCACCACCAUAAUGAACUGAACAUGGCCAAUAAUGCAACUUCUGCUGCCGCCACCGGUAAUAACAACGUUACCAGCAGCAGCGGCGGCGGUUUUUCCUCGGAAUCGGUUCUGAAAGAAGCUGGAAGCUCAUCGGGCUUAUCUUCUUCCUCCUCUUCUUCCACCCCGACUAUGGAGACAGGGCUGCUCCCCAACCACAAGUUGAAAAGCGUUGGAGGCGAACACCCUGCCGCCGCACCUUCCCACCACCCCCAUGCCCAGCACCAGCACCCGGCUCACCUCCAUGCCCAGCACCCCCAUGUUCACCACCACCACCACCACCACCACCUCCAUGCACUUCAACAACACCAACAGCUAAAUCAAUUCCAGCAACAGCCGCCGCCUCAGCACCAUCCGAUGCAGAAUAACAACGGCGGCGGCAGCAGCAACAACAACGGCGGUGGCGGCGCUGCUCAGCCCAGCAGCGCAGACAUGGAGCAGCAGCAGCAGCAACAUGGAGGAAAAGACAGUGGCUUGGGGGGACAGGCCGAGCCCCAGAGCCAGCCGCAGCCUCAGCCCCUGCUGAAUAAAGGCGGGGACGACGAAGAAGCGACGCCGCCGCCGGCGGACAAAAUGGGCGAGCAGCACCUCAGCAGUCGCUACGACCACACCAGCUUGGGACCUUUGGGCGGGCAACAGCCGCCGCCGCCGCCGCCACCACCUCAGGGACGGCGGAGGCGCCUCCUCAGCGAGCCGGGCCGGGCCUUGCUUUGA